AUGCUGAAGCAGCUCGGCGCUGACCUCUCGGCCGUGGACUGGGAUGGGCGAAGGCCAGCACAUGAGGCUGCGAGCAACGGACGUGCGCAAGUGCUCUGCGUGCUAAAGGAGUGGGGCGCCGACCUCUCGGCCCCGAAUUGGUGGGGUGACACACCGGCACAUGAGGCGGCGCAACAUGGACAUGUGGAGGCACUGCACACGCUACGCCAGCUGGGGGUCGACCUUUCUGCCAAAGGUGAGGAGGGUCGAACGCCAGCACAUGAUGCAGCAAGCAAUGAACAUCUCGAGGUGCUCCGCGCUCUGCACGCACUUGGUGCUGACCUCUCGACCAAGGAUGAGUGUGGCAAAGCACCAGCGCAUUAUGCCGCGCGACAUGGACAAGCAGAGGUGCUCUGCGUGCUGAAGGAGUGUGGCGACGACCUCUCGGCCCCGGAUUGGCGGGGUGACACGCCAGCACAUGCAGCAGCGCAACAUGGACAGGUGGAGACGCUGCGCAUGCUCAGGAAGCUGGGAGCUGACCUUUCGGCCAAGAAUUUUCUGGGCGACACACCAGCACAGACUGCUGCGAUACGUGGACAAGAGGAGGCACUCCGCGUGUUGAAGGAGCUGGGCGCUGACCUCACACAGGCACAUGAAGAUGGUCGAACGCCAGCACAUGAGGCGGCACGACAUGGACAUGUGGAGGCACUGCGCAUGCUCAAGAAUCUGGGUGCCGACCUUUCGGCCAAGAACGACAAGGGCGACACGCCAGCACAGCUGGCAGCACUAUGUGGACAAGAGGAGGCACUGCGCACGUUGAAGGAGUUGGGUGCCGACCUCACGCAGGCACACGCAGCAGUACUGCAAGAAGAGAACGAGCGAGAUCCAGAAAUCUUCGGCCUUGAAAUUGACAUACGCUCGGCACUAGCAUUUGAAGCAGCUUUUCAAGGGGACGCGGAGGCGCUCCGCGUUUUGCACAGGCUGGGGGUCGACCUCUCUGCCUGUAAAUCCGAGGACGGUCGAAAGCUAGCACAUGUUGCAGCACGCAAUGGGCGCACAGAGGUGCUUCGGGCGCUGCACGCGCUGGGCCUCGACCUCUCCACCAGGGAUGGGCGUGGCAACACGCCAGCACAGUACGCAGCACGAGCCUCGCAAGAUGAGGUGCUGUUCACGCUGAGAAAACUGGGGGCUGCUGGAGACUUGUCGGGCCAGGCAGUCGGGGUGGCUCUGCUGAGUGGCCGGACUGCAUGGAUCCCUGUGGACGAUAGUGACUUCUGCAACUUCAAUCGUGUGAAGAUUCGUGCGGAGUGGCAGCUGGGAGUUCACAUUGAGAGGCUGGUAGCCCCCGAUGGGAGGUUCCUGGCCGAGUGGCAGACUCUUGCGGCUUCGGGCUUGCCAUGGAAAGAGCAAGAGGUGGUGCUGAUGGCCAGCGUCCAGGUGCCCCCUCAUCGGCACGAUGCAACGGAUGAGAGCGCUCAUGAGGCGGUAGCAGCCGGUGCCACGCCAGUGACACCAGAAGCAUUCUUUCAGGAGGAGAAAGACAGGAGCAAAGGCUCUCCAGCAGGGAACUGUGCCGAGCAUGCAAAGGUGACAAAGGUUCCGAGCUCCGCGGCCGGCUCUAGCAGCUCCAGGCAUCCGACUGUGGAAGGCUAUCCGGACCACUCCUCUGCAGGUCGGCUCGGCGUACCGCUCGCGAGCGUGACGACAGCACAUGCCCAGGAGCAACGCGGUUUACACGGCGCGAGGGUCCAGCACUCUCCUGGAGGCACCUUCCUGCUGGUGGAGCUGGGAUGCGACGCCAUCACAAUGCUCCAUGCUGGCGUGCUGAUGGUGAUGACCGCGAACGUGUUUGAGAGACACUGUCCAGAGCUCCAGGUCUUGACAAAUGCAGCGAUCCCUUUACCAGCGGAUGCAGUCAUGCUGGGCCCCAUCUUAGACCUCCGCCCACACAGCACUUACUUUGAUGAGCCUGUGCUACUCAUCUUUCCUGUCUGCAUCGGGGCAACAAAGGCCUGGCGCUCUUCGGACGAUGGAAGGUGGGAGCACCUGACCGACGCUGAAUUCAGGGCCGGGCACGCGAUCCUCCGCCUGGACCACUUCUGUCAAGUAGUUGUAGGGACCGAUGGACAGGCACAGGCGCCUAUCUUAAUUUCAUGCUACAUGAACGACAGCUUCCAUGCCAAGUGGGCCAUCACACAUGCUGGUUGCUCCAGGUGUGCGGAGGCGAUGCAAGCUGCUUUCCAGGAAGAGCUCGUACUCAAGAAUUACAGGUUGUGUGAGGAACCUCUAUGGGCAGGAGUUUAUGGCCACAUGGAAUCGCUAGACCUUGCGUGGCAAUGGCCUGAAGCGCCACCAGAGGGGCCAAAAGGCCCAAAACGGAUCCCAAAACAUCUGGAUCCAGAACCUGGGAGUGUGAACUUUGAGCGAUUUCCCCUCGUCUCGAAGAAGUGGAUGGCAUCGGGGCAUGCGGUGGAAUUGUUUAUUCAAGACCAUCGAGACGUUCGCCACUGCGAAUUCUGCUUGCCAGAUGUGCCACAGACAUUGCUAACAGCUUUAGAAGCUGGUGAAGUGUACAUCCGUGCCUCUUCAUGUCGAGUUGAGGUAUCUGCUGAGAGCAGCGAGGAUUCUGGAUCCCUUAGCAGCCCUGAGCCGCUUGUCCUCGAAGGCUGGAGCGGGGAUGCGCCGCGGUCGACAAGAGAGCUGAUGGAGAGCGCCGCUCCCAAGCACAAGGACAAGCGCCGCGCGUGCCGCGCGCGCACCUUCACCAUCCGUGCGUUCGUUCGGGACGCCAGCCGGUACAAGGUGCCAGCUGCGGAGCCCACGGAGUCGACAUCAGAUUCACAGGAGGCCGGGCCACGGCCGGCAUUCUUCAGCCUGCGCUUCGACAAGGGUCCGGUGGAACAGACGGCGAGGAACGUCUGCGGCAUGCUAAGGGAGCGCGGCUGCGAGGUGUACAUUGUGGAGGGCAGUCCGGAGGACUUUGGGAAGCUCGUGGACAGGUACCUUCUCAGAAUCUUGCAGAUGAAGGGGGUCUUCGUGGCCUUUUGCACAGAAGACUAUGGCCAGUGCACUGGCAACUCGUGGGCGACGUACAGAGAGCUUCGGUUUGCCCACGCCUACGACAACGACAUCGAGAUCAUGUCGCUGAAGAUGGCCGAGGUGUAUCCCCCACGACCCGAGCAUGAGGAUGCGCUAGCUCUCGUCACCAAGGUGCUGCACCCAGGCCUGACCUACACAGACUGCAUCGGUGUCUCUGAUGAGAAAGUUGCCGACAAAAUUGAGAAGAGGCUGCGAAGACCCCGAUAG
This is a messenger RNA of Symbiodinium natans, 3285 nucleotides long. The record is from the annotation of a GenBank genome assembly. Lineage: Eukaryota; Dinophyceae; Suessiales; Symbiodiniaceae.